GCCGCAGCCACCGCGGGCCCCCGGCGGGCGCGCUCGGAGCCGGGGCCGGGAGCCGGGCUGGUGCGCGGAGAGGCUCGGCGAGCGCGGGCAGCGCAGGCUGGUUACUUUGUUUGGGCACAGACCUCAUCACCAUUGGAGAGAGGAGCCUGACAGCCGUGUUCUCUCUGAGAGUGUGACAAUUUAGUAUCCCCUUGUGAUGGAGGGCAGAGGCUCAGAGGUGCAAUACCUCUCUCUCAUAUAUCACUGUGACCGUGUUCUUACUAAGGUCUCGGGGAGACUUUACUGAUGAAAUCUGUAAAAUGUAAUCAGAUGUGAGUUUUGGACUUUCCCAUAACCAAGGUCAGAAUGCUGCCCCUCCGUCAUGCUCUGGCUGUAGCUGUUGUCCAGAUCUUUAUCUUGUCAGAAAACUGGGCAUUGGCCAAGAACAUCAACUUCUACAACGUGAGGCCUCCUCUGGACCCUACGCCAUUUCCAAAUAGCUUCAAGUGUUUUACCUGUGAAAAUGCAAGGGAUAAUUAUAACUGCAAUCGAUGGGCAGAAGACAAAUGGUGCCCACAAAAUACACAGUACUGUCUGACAGUUCACCACUUCACCAGCCACGGAAGAAGUACAUCCAUUACCAAAAAAUGUGCCUCCAGAAGUGAAUGUCAUUUUGUUGGCUGCCACCACAGCCGAGAUUCUGAACAUACAGUAAGGAGUGUGUGUGAGUGUAGGUCUUGCUGUGAAGGAAUGAUCUGUAAUGUAGAGUUACCCACCAACCACACUAAUGCAGUCUUCGCCGUGAUGCAUGCUCAGAGAACAUCCGGCAGCAGUGCCCCCACGCUCUACCUACCAGUGCUGGCCUGGGUCUCCGUGCCUCUGCUGACAUGAAGCCACUGUUCCUAAGAGAGACAGAAACCGCCCUCCGAAGCACAAGCCAAAAACUGUGUGAACGCUGAACGUUUGAGUGAAGACCAGUCUUGCACUUGGUGAAGAGUGCACCUUGGACGACCCCAAAGCAGAAGCCAGUUGUUCGCUGAGCUAAAGCACUCCUAUGUCGGGCCACAGGAUGGAGGAAGGGCAUGUAGCAGGAAGUGAGGGGAUUGUCUGGCUUCCAGGCUUGGCUUCCUGGUCAGAGGGGCUGCAUCUUGUCUCUUCUGCAGGGAGGAUCCUGCCAGUAUCUGCAACAGAGAGGUUGCAGCAGCCUGUUUUGGUCCUGCUGACCAGGCCUUUAGCUGAAUGGACUGCUUGACCUCAAGACUCCUUCAGAAUCUGCUGGGUCAGACUCUCUCAUUUCUGUGAUUAGCUCAGAGUGUCCCUAUGAAAUCAACUCUUCCAUCAUGAGAAAGCAAUUUUCCCACCAAUGACACAGUCAGUGAGAAAGGCAGCUAACUAUAGGAAGAAAACUUCAGUUGAACUAAUAUGAAACCCAUUUACUAUUGUGGGGGGAAAUAAAGCUUUUAA
Molecule: messenger RNA, 1443 nt
Organism: Prionailurus viverrinus (fishing cat)
Lineage: Eukaryota; Metazoa; Chordata; Mammalia; Carnivora; Felidae
Gene: LYPD6B
Product: LY6/PLAUR domain containing 6B
Exons: 8
Coding region: 346-870 (174 amino acids)
Molecular function (GO): acetylcholine receptor regulator activity
Source: RefSeq, a predicted model, not a curated record